Molecule: messenger RNA, 1187 nt
Organism: Belonocnema kinseyi
Lineage: Eukaryota; Metazoa; Arthropoda; Insecta; Hymenoptera; Cynipidae
Exons: 2
Coding region: 331-804 (157 amino acids)
Source: RefSeq, a predicted model, not a curated record
UCAUCUCUGUCAUGCAACAGAUGCAUUCAUUGCACUAUUCUUGACAUUUAUUAUUUGAAAAUAUUCAAAUUAUUACUUACUUCUGCUGAUUUUGAUUAUUUCUCGCUUCUCGCAGAUACUGAACUGUAGACGCCAGAUUACUUGACUGGCACUUGUAAAAUAUGCAAGGAUUUAGCCCGCACGUUUUUCAGGACACAGUUUAUAUAAUUGACCAAAAAAUAAAAGAUUUUAGAGCUCUAAACGCUCUAAAUAACAAUUUAAUAAUCAGGUCGCACUAAAUUUGCUGAACUGUAAUAGAAACUCUAUAGUUCAGUUUUCAUCUGCCAAGAAAUGGAGUUCGUCGGAGAAGAAAGUGACGAGGAAUUUUUGAACAAUCACCUUGUUCAACCAAAUGACCCUAUGGAGGAAUCGGACGAUGGCAUCAGUUCUGAGAGCUCCGACGAUAGUGAUUAUGAAACUGCUGACGAGGAAACAAUAGCAAGUAACAACAAAUACCAAAGAUAUGUUUGCGAAUCUUCGCGUGUUGUACCUAGAUUUAAUGAUUUGACUCCAGCAUGUGUAACGGUAUCCUGUUACAUGAUAUUUAACAAUGCACAACGCAAAAUAUCGAAAUAUUGCGUAUUUUGUGCUAUAACGUUACGAAAUGCUUUACAUAUCGACAACUUAACAAGUUGUAUGAAGCAUUACGUUACGAAUGCGCGACGUUUUGAUGAGUCUGAUGCACAGUGCGAAAAAUGCAGAGCGAGGCUGUGGAUCACUAUUCCAUGCAAAGCAUGCUUGGUAUGCUAUCCUCAAAAUAAGUAACCCAAUAAGGAGUGAAUGGAACAGGAUUACAUUAUUUUCAAUCUCUCCAAUUUCGUCUGUAUCAGAAACAAAAUUGCACUAAAUUCGAAGGAAAAAAACUCACGUAUGAACUGGAUUUUAGUUUGACAAAAACUUUAGUCUAAAAAAUCCAAUCAGGGAUAAAGAAAUGGAAGUUCUUUUUGAAGAUAUAGAAUCAUUCCUGUUCAAAUGUAGCAUCUCAUUAUGAAUUUUAAGCAUUUCGCAGAUGGUUUCACCUCUAACAAUGAUUUUUCUAAAAGUUCUAUACCAAUCUUGUAUUUUGUGAAAACCUUUGGAAGAAAUGUAAAUGAAUUUUUGAUAUGGUAUCGAAAUUGUAGAUAUUUUUGAUUCGUUAAGGGGCCGUG